AUGCCUCGCCGAGCAGAUGAUCCCAAUCUAGCUGUCGCUCCCAAUUUCCAAUCACCCGAAUAUGCAGAAGCGCGAGCCCAAAUCACCAGUGACGCAGUCGACGACCAACAAGCGGCUACAAUUCUAGCCAAUCUCUGGCGCAUCCAAAACGACGCAGACAAGCGCAAUUGGGCGGCUAGACUAGAAGCUGAAGCACAAGAAGCAGAAGCAGAGCGCAGGGAGGCAGCCGAAGAAGAAGCCCAGCGCCAACUAACUCUGAAAGCUGAACAGGAAGCCGCUAUCCAGGAAGAGCGCAAGAAGAACAAGGCCAAAUACGCCCCGAUCAAGGACUCCGGCGAGUACUGCGAAUUAUUCUACUUCACUAACAACGGCUUGGAGGAAGCAUCCAGAUCUACCUUCACAGCGGAUGAAGACGCCCUCGUCAUGAUGCCUACCUCAGACGGUCUACACAAAUGGAUCCCCGCCAGCGCCGCCAGAGACCCCAAAGCACAAGUCAUCAAAGAUGAAAAUCUGACUUGGGAACAGUUCAAUGAAUCCGCCCCACGCAUGAUCACCCUCAUGAAGGAGAACGACUGGCCUGACGACAGAAUCAACAUGCACAUAUCCUUCUGGUCCGCGCUACAGAACCACAGAUGGCGCCACGAUUUCGAUGCCCACAAGCAGCGUGCACUGCUACUUUACCAAGCGCAGCAACGUAGACGCUGGCACCUAGCCGCAGGUAGCUCCAACAGCUGGAGCCUAGCCAAGAUCAACCAGGACCUUCUGCUCGAAGCCAGGGAAACUAUCUUCAACCAGUUUAGGACACAGCAACUAUUGGUCCAGGUGUGUUCUUUCGUUGUAUUAAUCGUUUAG
Molecule: messenger RNA, 852 nt
Organism: Suillus clintonianus
Lineage: Eukaryota; Fungi; Basidiomycota; Agaricomycetes; Boletales; Suillaceae
Exons: 2
Coding region: 1-852 (283 amino acids)
Source: RefSeq, a predicted model, not a curated record